GCUCUUGAGCCUCCCCAAACGAUUUCCCUGCAAAAAUGAAGUCUUCAACUCGGCUUGACUCAGCUCUGUUCCAACUCACUCCCACUCGGACCAGGUAUGAUCUGGUUAUAUCUGCAAAUGGAAAGACGGAAAAAAUAGCUUCUGGUUUGUUGAAUCCGUUUCUUUCCCACUUGAAGACUGCGCAAGAACAGAUGGCCAAGGGUGGCUAUUCAAUCAUUCUUGAGCCGGAGUCUGGCAGUGAUGCAACAUGGUUCACAAAGAGUACAGUGGAAAGGUUUGUUCGCUUUGUGAGCACCCCAGAGGUCUUGGAACGGGUUUACACUUUAGAGUCUGAGAUUUUACAGAUUGAAGAGGCAAUUGCGAUUCAAGGAAAUCAUGAUAUGGGACUUAAUCCUGUAGAGGAAAAUCAUGGAAAACCUGUAGACAGCAUUGAAGGAAACAGGCCUAUGCUAGAUAGUAAUGAAGAGAAAGCAAUUGUCCUUUACCAGCCCGAUGCCAGUCAACCUGAAGCAAAUGGAUCCACUGCACAAGGGGAGAAUUCAAAAGUUCAGCUUUUAAAAGUCCUGGAGACACGCAAAACUAUGCUGCAAAAAGAGCAGGGUAUGGCUUUUGCACGUGCUGUAGCAGCAGGUUUUGACAUUGAUCACUUGCCACCAUUGAUAUCAUUUGCUGAAUGCUUUGGGGCAUCACGCUUAAUGGAUGCUUGUAGAAGAUAUAAGGAACUAUGGAAAAGAAAGCAUGAAACUGGCCAAUGGCUUGAAAUUGAAGCAGCCGAAGCAAUGGCUACCAGAUCAGAAUUCUCUGCCAUGAAUGCAUCAGGCAUAAUGCUUUCAAGUGUGACGAACAAACAAAAUGAGGUUGCUUGGGAAAAUAAUGGAAAAUCAACUUCAGAAGAAAAGCUUCCCGCGGAUCAUCAACAACCAUUAAGCCACCAAGAAUAUUUUCCCGGCCAGUUUCCCCAUCAAAUGUUCCCUCCUUGGCCUGUUCAUUCUUCUCCAGGUGCAUUACCAGUCUAUCCACCAUAUCCCAUGCAAGGAAUGCCUUACUAUCAGAAUUACCCCGGAAAUAGCCCCUUUUUUCAGCCACCUUAUCCAACAGUAGAGGAUCCUAGACUCAAUCAAGGUCAAAGAAUGAAACAGAAAAGGCACUCCAUGGAUAGUGCUAAUGGCAAUCUUGAAUCAGAAACAUUGGAGACGGAUGGUUUGAGAACAAGAUCCUCAGAUGAUGCGGAAUUGGAGAAUGAAUCUUUGAAAAGUCGAGAAUCACGAAAGAAGGGUAGCCGCUCAGGUAAAAAGCAAUCAGGCACAGUUGUCAUUCGGAAUAUUAAUUACAUCACCUCAAAGGGGAAGAACUCUUCAGAUAGUGAAUCUCAAUCAACUAGUGACUCUCAAACUGAUGAGGAGGGCGGAAGUUUUCAGGAUGGCAUUCCAGAUAUGAAGGUUGUUUCCUCUCAUAAAUCCUCAAAAAGAAAAGGAAAUCAUAAACAAUCUAUAGAUAGAUUUAAUUCAUCUGAGAAGGAAGAAAUGGUUUCUAUGAAGGAGGGGGAUGAAGGGAACUGGCAGGCAUUUCAAAAUUUCUUACUUCGAGAUCCUGAUGAAGACAGACGUGAUCUUGACCAAGGCAUGUUUUCUAUGGAAAAGAAGGGUCAACUGAAAAGGCGACAAAAUACCCUAGGGGAUGAUCCUUUGGUUUCCGGUGGUCUACAGAGGGGUGAAAUUCAAGAAGGAAGUACAACAGAUAUCAAUAAAUAUAGUGGAAAUGUUACCCGUUUGCAAAAGUCAUCAAAUGAUGCAUUGUUGAUCUCUGCAAGAGAGGACCAGUUGGGUCACAGUAGGAGCAUAGAUGGUCAAAUGGAUUUACGGUCUACUGAAAUAGAUGGCAGAAGGGGUGGCUAUAGGAGGAACGCCAAUGAUGAUUUUAUGAUUCAUAGACGUGAUAGCCAGUCAGGUUUUACAACUUCUCCGUCUGAUCCGCUUGCUGUAAAUGGAUUUGAUCGUGCAACUUACAGUAUGGAUAGGAGGUCAUCGAACAACAUGGAUGAUGAUUCCUACAUUGUUCCAUUCAGGUCAAUUUCACUAGAUCAUGUUGAAAACAAUGACAGAAAUGCUAUUGACAUGGGGUCUGAGUUCCCAUCAGCAGUUCAGAAGGCGGAAAACAUGGCCCAAGUUAAUUAUGAGCCAGAUGAAUUGACUUUAAUGCCUGAGCGUGGUGCUGAAAAGGGUUCAAUAGGCUAUGACCCUGCUUUGGAUUAUGAAAUGCAGGUUCAUGCAAAAGCGGGUGCUUCUCUGGAUAAGAAACAGAAGGAAGUGGUGAGUGACAACAAGCAAGGGUCUAAGAAGGCUGACAAGGACAGGAAAUCAAAACUUGUUUCAGAUACUUCCGAUAGGAAGAUAGGGGGGCCAAUAAGGAAAGGAAAGACCUCAAAGUUGAGUCCUUUGGAUGAAGCGCGGGCACGUGCUGAGAAACUAAGAAGCUUUAAAGCCGAUCUUCAGAAAAUGAAGAAAGAGAAGGAAGAAGAAGAGAUGAAACGACUGGAAGCUUUAAAGAUACAGAGGCAAAAGAGGAUUGCUGCUAGAGGUGGUGGCAUCCCUGCUCAGUCACCAUUGCCCUCACAGCAAAAUAGGAAACAAGGGCUGACAAAGCUAUCUCCAAGCACUCACAAAGGAUCAAAGUUUAGUGAUUCAGAUCCAGGGUCAUCAUCUCCUUUACAAAGGGUCCCCAUCAAAACGCCGUCUAUGGGCUCCGCUGAUUCUCACAAAACCUCAAAAUCCAGCAAACUGAAUUCCGGAAUCCACUCGGCUGGAAACAGGUUAAGCCGGUCAGCAUCUUCAUUGCCUGAAAAGAAAGACAAUGUUGGUGUUACAAGUGAUGCUAAGCCAUCCAUGGCACGGAUUAGAAGAUUAUCAGAGCCUAAGGUGACUAACAGCCAUCAUGUUUCUUCAGUGAAGCCACGGAGCACUGUAACUGUAUCAAAGCCGAAAGUAUCUGAUGGGCCUGAGAGCAAGAAAAUAUCUGCUAUCGUGAACUAUGACAAAAGCAAGGCUGCUACUCUCCCAGAAUUGAAAAUCAGGACAUCCAAGGGACCUGAUGUUGCCCAGAGCACAUCAACAACAAGGGGAACGACACAGAAGGAUAAUUCUUUGAAGUCUACCCCUGAAGGUGCCCAACUGAAGAGGAAUGAUGAUAAAAUUUCACAUCAUAAUGAUGGGGAUGACAACACAGUAAUUGAGAAAACUGUUGUGAUGCUUGAGAAACCUUCCAUUCCUAUUGUACAUGCAUCUGAAGAAAAUUUGCGGGACGAAAAGGGACAUAAUAUUAGGGAGAAAACAGAGUUGGUGUCAGAAUACGCUGCUAUUCGGGCACCAGUUUAUCCACCGACAAUUGCUACAAUCGAUAGAGAACCCACUAAUGACUUAUUAAAGCAGCAAGUUCAAUCUCAUGAGGCCGCUAGGAGUAAUAUGGAGAAGGAACCAGAGAUUUUUUCAAGCAAUAGUACUGUUGAGAAACCGUAUCAAGCCCCUUAUGUGCGGGUUUCUUCUCUGGAAGAUCCAUGUUCUCAUAAUUCUGAGUAUGGAAAAGCACCCCCGACAAGUUUAGAGACUGGGGCUACAGGCGCAUUGACCAUGAAAGCUCUUGUUUCUGAGUCUAGUAACUUGAAACUGGAAAAGAUUCCAGAAGCAAUUGAAAGGCCUCAGGUAAAGGAAUCAUCAAAAGGGUUUAGACGGCUGUUAAAGUUUGGGAGAAAGAACCAUGGCUCUUCAUCGGGCGAACGCAAUGUUGAAUCAGAUAAUGUCAGCACGAAUGGUUCUGAGGUAGAUGAUAAUGGGACAAACACUGUUUCUUCUAGUGAAGUCUUUACAUUAAAGAAUCUGAUCUCACAAGAUGAAACUCCUAAUUCCAGUGCUACACUGAAGUCUUCUCGCCAUUUCUCCUUGUUGUCACCGUUCCGAAGCAAGACUAGUGAAAAGAAGCUGGCAACAUCAUGAUGUGAACGCUUACAAAAUCAAAGAUGAGGAAGCAACAAGCUUGCCUUCUUUUUCCACCAAUCGGUCGCAUAUAUCUACUUUCAAAGCUAUACAGAUUCUCCUGUUUUGUAUGUUCAAAAGGAUAAUCUUAGUUUUGUUGUUGCAUAACUUGUCUUUGUACAUUCAUAUUAAUUUGUUAGUGUUGCAUGCGUAAUGCGUUUGUAGCUCUGCCCUGCGUAAUUAAAUGGUUGUAGACUUGAUAGAAA
This is a messenger RNA of Prunus mume (Japanese apricot), 4231 nucleotides long. RefSeq names its product COP1-interacting protein-like protein. The record is from RefSeq and is a predicted model, not a curated record. Lineage: Eukaryota; Viridiplantae; Streptophyta; Magnoliopsida; Rosales; Rosaceae.